AUGGUUCCUCCAGUCUGGACUCUGCUGCUGCUGGUGGGGGCUGCCCAUCUCAGGAGAGAGAAGCCUCCGGACAAGAAGCUGGUUGUUCGCAGCUCUAGGGACAACUACGUCCUCACCCAGUGUGAUUUUGAGGAUGACGCCAAACCCCUCUGUGACUGGUCCCAAGUGUCCGCAGAUGAUGGAGACUGGGUUCGAGCCAGCGGGCCCUCUCCCACCGGCACCACCGGGCCUCCCGGGGGGUACCCCAAUGGAGAGGGCAGCUAUCUGCAUAUGGAAUCCAACAACUUCCACCGUGGGGGUGUGGCCCGCCUGCGCAGCCCCAACCUAUGGGAGCAAGGCCCGCUCUGCGUGAACUUCGCCUACCACAUGUUUGGGCUGUCUUGGGGCGCCCAGCUCAGGCUGCUGCUGCUCUCGGGUGAAGAGGGCCGCCGCCCCCACGUGCUCUGGAAACACCGGAACACCCAGAGACCCUCCUGGACGCCCACCACUGUCACUGUGCCCGCAGGGUUCACCCUGCCCACCCAGCUGAUGUUUGAGGGAACACGGGGUAGCACUGCCUACCUGGACAUUGCCCUAGAUGCCCUCUCUAUUCGCCGGGGCUCCUGCAAUCGCGUCUGUAUGAUGCAAACAUGCAGCUUUGACAUUCCAAAUGACCUCUGUGACUGGACCUGGAUCCCAACUGCCUCCGGGGCCAAGUGGACUCAGAAGAAAGGGUCGUCGGGAAAGCCAGGCGUGGGGCCUGAUGGCGACUUCUCUAGCCCUGGUAGUGGCCACUACAUGCUCCUGGACCCCAAGAAUGCAAGACCCGGGCAGAAAGCCGUCCUUCUGAGUCCCGUGAGCCCGUCCUCCGGCUGUCUGAGCUUUUCCUUCCACUACGUCCUCCGGGGCCAGUCUCCUGGUGCAGCCCUCCACGUUUAUGCUUCCGUCUUGGGGAGCAUCCGGAAACACACUCUCUUCUCAGGACAACCUGGGCCCAACUGGCAGGCUGUUUCUGUCAAUUAUACAGCCGUGGGACGGAUACAGUUCACCAUGGUGGGCGUUUUUGGAAAGACCCCAGAGCCAGCUGUGGCAGUCGAUGCAACCAGCAUUGCUCCUUGUGGGGAGGGUUUUCCUCAGUGUGACUUUGAAGACAACGCCCAUCCCUUCUGUGACUGGGUCCAGACUUCCGGGGAUGGUGGACACUGGGCCGUCGGACAUAAAAAUGGACCCGUCCACGGCAUGGGCCCCGUGGGAGGUUUCCCUAAUGCAGGGGGUCACUAUAUCUACCUUGAGGCUGACAAGUUCUCCCAGGCAGGGCAGUCGGCCAGACUGGUGAGCCGGCCCUUCUGUGCCCCGGGUGACAUCUGCGUGGAGUUCGCGUACCACAUGUAUGGCCUUGGGGAGGGUACUAUGCUCGAACUCCUCCUGGGAAGCCCUGCGGGGAGCCCUCUGAUUCCUCUCUGGAAACGCCUGGGGUCUCAGCGCCCUUACUGGCAGAACGCCUCCGUCACCAUCCCCUCAGGACACCAACAGCCCAUGCAGCUGAUUUUCAAGGCCAUCCGGGGCAGCAACAUGGCCUUUGUGGUUGCUAUGGGUUUCAUCUUGAUCAAUCCUGGGACUUGUCCAGUAAAAAUGCUACCAGAGCUUCCUCCCAUAUCUCCAGUUUCUUCCACUGGCCCUUCUGAAACCACCGGCCUCACAGAAAACCCUACAGUUUCCAUAGAAAAACCCACCGUCACCACAGAAAAGCCCACAGUCCCCAAAGAAAAGCCCACCAUUCCUGCAGAAAAACCCACCAUUCCCAUAGAAAAACCCACCAUCCCUACCGAAGAGCCCUCUUUCCCCACAGAAAAACCCACCAUCCUCACAGAAGAGCCCACCAUUCCCACAGAAAAACCCACCACUCCCUCAGAAAAACCCACCAUCCCUACCGAAGAGCCCUCUUUCCCCACAGAAAAGCCCACCAUCCCCACAGAAGAGCCCACCAUUCCCACAGAAAAACCCACCAUUUCCACAGAAAAGCCCACCGUCCCCGCAGAAGAGCCCACUACCACCACUGAGGAGACCACCAUCUCCACAGAAGACGCUGCCAUCCCCACAGAAAAACCCACUGUCCCCAUGGAAAAACCCACUAUCCCCACUGAAGAAACCACCACCUCCAUUGAAGAGACUACCAUCUCCGUAGAAAAACCCACCAUCCCCACGGAAAAAACCACUAUCCCCAUGGGAAAACCCACCAUCCCCACAGAAAAACCCACUAUCUCCACUGAAGAAACCACCACCUCCAUUGAAGAGACUACCAUCUCCAUAGAAAAAUCCACCAUCCCCACAGAAAAACCCACUAUCCCCACGGAAAAACCCACCAUCCCCACGGAAAAACCCACCAUCUCCAUUGAAGAGACUACCAUCUCCACAGAAAAACUCACCAUCUCCACAGAAAAACUCACCAUCUCCACAGAAAAACCCACCAUCCCCACGGAAAAAUCCACCAUCCCCACAGAAAAACCCACCAUCCGCACGGAAAAACCCACCAUUUCCACAGAAAAACCCACCAUCUCCACAGAAAAACCCACCAUCCCCAUUGAAGAGACUAUCAUCUCCACAGAAAAACCCACCAUCCCCACAGAAAAACCCACCAUCCCCACGGAAAAACCCACCAUCUCCACAGAAAAACCCACCAUCCCCACGGAAAAACCCACCAUCUCCACAGAAAAACCCACCAUCCCCAUGGAAAAACCCACCAUCUCCACAGAAAAACCCACCAUCCCCACGGAAAAACCCACCAUCUCCACAGAAAAACCCACCAUCCCCACAGAAAAACCCAUCUCCACAGAAAAACCCACCAUCCCCACAGAAAAACCCACCAUCCCCACGGAAAAACCCACCAUCCCCAUGGAAAAACCCACCAUCUCCGUGGAAAAACCCACCACCCCCACAGAAAAACCCACCAUUCCCACGGAAAAGCCCACCAUCCCCACGGAGAAACCCACCACCCCCACAGAAAAACCCACCAUUCCCACGGAAAAGCCCACUAUCCCCACGGAGAAACCCACCAUCCCCACAGAAAAAACCACCAUCUCCCCAGAAAAACCCACCAUCCCCACGGAAAAACCCGCCAUCCCCACAGAGAAGCUCACAGCCCUGAGGCCACCCCAUCCCAGUCCCACAGCCACUGGGCUGGCAGCCUUGGUGAUGUCUCCACAUGCUCCAAGUGCCGCUAUGACCAGUGUGAUCCUGAGCACUAACACAACCCCCAGACCCAAUACAGAGCGCUGCCCCCCAAAUGCACACUAUGAAUCCUGUGCUUGUCCUGCUUCGUGCAAGAGUCCCAGGCCUAGCUGUGGGCCGCUCUGUCGGGGGGGCUGUGUCUGCAACCUUGGCUUUUUGUUUAGUGACAACCACUGCAUCCAGGCCUCUUCCUGCAAUUGCUUCUACAACAACAACUACUAUGAGAGUGGUCAGCCCAACUGCACAUGGAACUGUUGCCGGCUGUUGUGCCAUCCGUUGGAUGUGGACUUGAUCGCCAGGACUCUCCAAUCCCUCGAUCUCGAGCAUCAGGAACGGGCGCUGCCGACCAGGCAGCGGGCGGCCGUGUUGGGGUCCAGCCUGGAGGCUUUGGACCACAGAAGGCAGGCUUCGCUGUUUCUGUAUCCCCUCCCAGCCGUCAACCCAUUCUUCAGGGUGACAGCCAAGAAUGAGGAGCAGGGACAGGAAGGUGUGUCCUGCCUAAGCAAAGUCUACGUGACCCUUCCCGAGACCACCGUCACCCUGCUUAAGGGCAGACGUACUCUGGUUGAGGGUCAGCGAGUUACUCUCCCAGCCAUACCCUCUAAAGGCGUCUUCCUGGGUGCAAGCGGGCGAUUUGUGGAGUUGCAGACGGAGUUCGGUUUGCGGGUGAGAUGGGAUGGUGACCAGCAGCUGUAUGUGACUGUGUCCAGCACCUACUCUGGCAAACUCUGUGGUUUGUGUGGAAACUAUGACGGCAACAGUGACAAUGACCAUCUGAAGUCGGACGGCAGUCCAGCAGGAGACAAGGAGGAGCUGGGGAACAGCUGGCAGACGGACCAGGACGAGGACCAGGAGUGUCAGAAGCACCAGGUGGUGAAUCCCCCGUCUUGUGAUUCAUCUCUGCAGAGCAACAUGUCGGGGCCAGGAUUCUGUGGACGGCUGGUUGACACCCGUGGCCCGUUUGAGACAUGCCUGCUGCAUGUGAAGGCCACUUCCUUCUUCGACAGCUGCAUGCUUGAUAUGUGCAGAUUCCAGGGACUGCAGCACCUGCUGUGCACACACAUGUCCACCAUGACCACCACCUGCCAGGACGCAGGCCAUGCUGUGAAGCCCUGGAGGGAACCCCAGUUCUGCCCAAUGGCUUGCCCGCCCAAUAGCAAGUACUCCCCGUGUGCCAAGCCAUGCCCUGACACCUGCCAUUCAGGAUUCACCGGCAUGUUCUGCUCAGACCGGUGCGUGGAGGCCUGUGAAUGCAAUCCAGGCUUCGUCCUCAGUGGCCUCGAGUGCGUACCUCGCUCCCAAUGUGGGUGCCUCCACCCUGCAGGCAGCUACUUCAAGGUAGGGGAGCGGUGGUACAAGCCGGGCUGCAAAGAGCUGUGCGUCUGUGAAAGCAACAACAGAAUUCGCUGCCAGCCCUGGAGGUGUAGGGCCCAGGAGUUCUGUGGCCUGCAGGAUGGUAUCUAUGGCUGCCAUGCCCAAGGUGCCGCCACCUGCACGGCCUCGGGCGAUCCCCACUACCUGACCUUCGAUGGCGCCUUGCACCACUUCAUGGGCACCUGCACCUAUGUCCUGACCCGGCCUUGCUGGUCCAGGGCCCAAGACAGCUAUUUUGUUGUGAGCGCCACCAAUGAGAACCGCGGGGGGAACCUGGAGGUCUCCUACAUCAAAGCUGUCCACGUGACGGUCUUUGACCUCAGCAUCUCACUGCUCAGAGGCUGUAAGGUCAUGCUGAAUGGCCAUCGGGUGGCCCUACCUGUGUGGCCUGCACAAGGCCGGGUGACCAUAAGGCUCAGCAGCAACUUUGUCCUCCUCUACACGAACUUUGGGCUCCAAGUUCGCUACGACGGGAGCCACUUGGUGGAAGUGACAGUCCCCUCCUCCUAUGGCGGCCAGCUCUGCGGGCUGUGCGGGAACUACAACAACAACAGCUUGGACGACAACCAGCGCCCCGACAGAAAGCCUGCGGGCGAUUCCGUGCAGCUGGGGGCAGCCUGGAAGUUACCUGAAUCCUCUGAACCUGGCUGUUUCCUUGUGGGUGGCAAGCCCUCCAGCUGCCAGGAGAACAGCAUGGCAGACGCCUGGAACAAGAACUGUGCAAUCUUAAUAAACCCUCAGGGACCCUUCUCUCAAUGUCACCAGGUGGUGCCUCCCCAGUCCAGCUUUGCCAGUUGCGUGCAUGGCCAGUGUGGGACCAAGGGCGACACCACGGCCCUGUGCCGCUCCCUGCAGGCUUACGCGUCCCUGUGUGCCCGGGCUGGCCAGGCUCCUGCCUGGCGGAACAGAACUUUCUGCCCUAUGAGGUGCCCACCUGGCAGCAGCUAUAGCCCCUGUGGCAGCCCCUGCCCAGCCACCUGCAGCAGCCUAAACGACCCGAGGGACUGCCCCAAAGCACUGCCCUGUGCUGAGAGCUGCGAAUGUCAGAAAGGCUACAUCUUGAGUGGAACCUCCUGCGUGCCCCUUGGCCAGUGUGGCUGCACCGAGCCAGCGGGCUCCUACCAUCCGGUCGGUGAGCGCUGGUACACAGAGGACACCUGCACCAGGCUCUGCACCUGCUCCAUCCACAACAACAUCACCUGCUUCCAAAGCACCUGUAAACCCAACCAGAUGUGCUGGGCCCUGGAUGGGCUACUCCGUUGUCGGGCCUCAGGUAUGGGAGUGUGUCAGCUCCCAGAGGAGUCCCACUACGUGAGCUUUGAUGGUAGCAACCAUUCUAUCCGGGACACCUGCACUCACGUCUUGGUGAAAGUGUGCCACCCCGCCAUGGCCUUGCCAUUCUUCAAGAUCAGUGCCAAGCAUGAGAAGGAGGAAGGUGGAACUGAGGCUUUCCGCCUUCAUGAGGUCUACAUUGACAUCUACGACGCCCAGGUCACCCUGCAGAAGGGCCACCGUGUGCUGAUCAACAGCAAAAAGGUCACCCUCCCCGCAAUCUCCCAGAUCCCCGGGGUCAGCGUCAAGUCCAGCAGCAUCUACACCAUUGUUAACAUCAAGAUCGGGGUGCAAGUCAAGUUUGAUGGGAAUCGUCUCUUAGAGAUUGAACUCCCCACAACCUACUAUGGAAAGGUCUGCGGCGUGUGCGGGAACUUUAAUGAUGAGGAAGAGGAUGAACUAAUGAUGCCCAGCGACGAACUAGCGCAUAGUGAUAGUGAAUUUGUGAACAGUUGGAAAGAUAAGGACAUUGACCCAAGUUGUCAGAGUCUCCCGGUAGAUGAGCAGCAGAUUCCAGCGGAACAGCAGGAGAACCCGAGUGGAAACUGCAGGGUGGCCGACCUCCGCAGGGCGCGGGAAAAGUGCGAGGCAGCGCUCCGGGCUCCUGUGUGGGCCCAGUGUGCCUCCCGCAUAGACCUCACGCCCUUCCUGGUAGGCUGUACGAACACCCUCUGUGAGUUUGGAGGUCUCCACCAGGCCCUCUGCCAGGCUCUGCAAGCCUUCGGGGCCACCUGCCAGAGCCAGGGCCUCAAGCCCCCACUCUGGAGAAACAGCAGCUUCUGCCCUCUGGAAUGCCCUGCCUACAGCAGCUACACCAACUGCCUUCCCUCCUGCUCACCCUCCUGCUGGGACCUGGAUGGCCAGUGUGAGGGCGCCAAAGUCCCCUCUGCCUGUGCUGAGGGCUGCAUUUGUCAGCCCGGCUAUGUGCUGAGUGAGGACAAGUGUGUCCCCAGAAGUCAGUGCAGCUGCAAGGAUGCCCAUGGUGGCUCCAUCCCUCUGGGCAAGAGCUGGGUCUCCCGUGGUUGCACGGAGAAGUGUGUCUGCACAGGAGGAGCCAUUCAGUGCGGGGACUUCCGAUGCCCCUCUGGGUCCCAUUGCCAGCUCAGUUCCGACAACAGCAACAGCAAUUGUGUCUCGGACAAGUCUGAACAAUGCUCAGUCUACGGGGACCCCCAUUACCUCACAUUUGACGGCUUCAGCUACCGCUUCCGGGGCCGCAUGACCUACGUUCUGAUCAAGACUGUGGAUGUACUGCCUGAGGGGGUGGAGCCCCUCCUUGUGGAGGGACGCAACAAGAUGGCUCCGCCCAGGAGCUCCACCUUCUUGCAAGAAGUGAUUACCACUGUCUAUGGCUAUAAAGUGCAGCUCCAAGCUGGUCUGGAGCUUGUGGUCAACAACCAGAAGAUGGCCGUCCCCUACAGGCCGAAUGAGCACCUGAGGGUCACCCUGCGGGGCCAACGGCUCUACCUGGUCACCGACUUUGAGCUGGUCAUCAGUUUCGGUGGAAGGAAAAAUGCAGUGAUCUCCCUACCCAGCAUGUACGAGGGGCUCGUGCGUGGCCUGUGUGGAAACUAUGACAAUAACCGCAAGAAUGACAUGAUGCUGCCCAGUGGCGCCCUGACCCGGAACCUCAACACCUUUGGCGACAGCUGGGAGGUGAAGACCGAGGGCGUCCUCCUCCGCUUCCCCAGGGCUAUACCAGUGGAGGAAAGACGAGGGGUGGAACUGGGCCUCCGCGUGUCCGAAUGUAGCCCGGAGCAGUUGGCGAGCAACAGCACCCAGGCCUGUAGGGUGCUGGCAGACCCCCAGGGCCCAUUUGCUGCCUGUCACCAGACAGUGGCCGCAGAGCCCUUCCAGGAGCACUGCGUGCUGGAUCUGUGCUCCACUCAGGACCCAAGAGAGCAAGAGGAGCUGCGCUGCCAGGUCCUCAGUGGCCAUGGAGUGUCCAGCAGGUACUAUGUAUCAGAGCUGUAUGACACCCUGCCCAGCGUCCUGUGCCAACCUGGCGGACCCCAGGGACUGCGAAGGCCCCUGCGUGGAAGGCUGUGCCAGCAUCCCAGGCUAUGCCUACAGCGGCACCCAGAGCCUCCGCUGGCUGACUGUGGCUGCACCAGCAAUGGCAUCUACUACCAGCUGGGCAGCAGCUUUGUGACUGAGGACUGCUCUCAGCGCUGCACCUGUGCCAGCUCACGGAUCCUGCUGUGCGAGCCAUUCAGCUGCAGAGAGGGGGAGGUCUGCACCCUGGGGAACCACACCCGAGGCUGCUUUCCAGAAAGCCCGUGUCUGCAGAACCCCUGUCAGAAUGACGGGCAGUGUCAGGAGCGGGGAGCCACCUUCACCUGCGACUGUGAGGUUGGUUAUGGGGGAGACCUCUGUACGGAGCCUCGAGAUGUGCCACCUCCCAGAAAGCCAGCAUCUAACCCGGUGGCCGUCCUACUGGGACUGCUGGUGCCUGUGGUGGUCGUAGUACUGGCUGUGACCAGAGAGUGCAUUUAUAGAAUGAGGAGGAAGAGAGAGAAAAUGCAGAGCCAGGAGCCAGACAGACUGGCCAGGCUGGUGGACACAGAUAUUGUUCUGGACUGUGCCAGUUAA
Messenger RNA from Cercocebus atys (sooty mangabey), 8505 nucleotides. It is a transcript of the gene ZAN, whose product is annotated as zonadhesin. The record is from RefSeq and is a predicted model, not a curated record. Gene Ontology annotation, molecular function: protein binding. Gene Ontology annotation, cellular component: membrane. Lineage: Eukaryota; Metazoa; Chordata; Mammalia; Primates; Cercopithecidae.